Molecule: messenger RNA, 1158 nt
Organism: Oncorhynchus mykiss (rainbow trout)
Lineage: Eukaryota; Metazoa; Chordata; Actinopteri; Salmoniformes; Salmonidae
Product: CD59-like protein
Source: RefSeq, marked provisional
ACGUGACAGUCAGCAGAAAUCCAAAUCAUGAAUAAUUAUCCUGGGAUGUGCUUAGUGUUCUGUUUUGCAAUAUUUGGAUUGGGCUCUGCCAUCCGCUGUGUCAAAUGCAAGGAUGACACCGGGAGCUGCACAACUACACAGGACUGCCGUGUUGAUGAGGAUGCCUGCCUGACACUAGCUGAGAGAGGGGGACAGACAACUCGGCAGUGCAUCAAGGUCUCUGACUGCGACUUCAAUCGAUUGGCCCAGAUGUUUCCAUCUGUACCAAAAUUUACCUUCGAUUGUUGCAGCAGUCACCUAUGCAACGGAGCCACAUCCAUUGGCACUGGCAAGCCCUUGCUGGGCCUUCUUGCCUCAUUGGCAGUGAUGUGGUGGUGUAUGCAGUAACCUCUCCUCACACUUACAUCUUAGAAGCUCUAAUGCUGCCAUUCGACUCAACAGAAGCCACUGAUGGAACGGCAACAGGAAGAUAUGAUCUAAAAGCUCAUGCUGAAAUUCUGCCUUAUUUGCCUGACUUACUGCUGCACAUUUGCAAUAUUGAAUUUGACACUUUGCACUUAAUUGGAUUUUAAAGCUUUCUAUGAUAACCUAUUUGUUGAUUACCAAUGCUUUGUGCUUCAGCCCAAGGGCUGAAAAUAGGAAAUGUGCUCACAGGUCAUGAGUUUGGAAAAGGUAUAUCAUUCAACCAAUCCUAUUUUGAGGCUUGUAAAAUAGACUAACAAUUUCCAUCUAAGGGGGUUUGCUCAGAAUUAUGACCAAGUAUUGCUCCAAUAGGUUGUCUAUAGUUUGUUGACCCAAAGUUACUAUAAUGUGCUUAAAUGUAAGGGAUAAUUUGAGAAAUGUUUGUGGGUCUGUGAUUGAGUGGACAAAGUAUUGAUUGUAUAAUUAAAAAUGCAAAUACUGCAGAAUUAAUGAUGUGGAAUUUGGAACUAAAUGUUGAUCAUUUUGGGAGAGACAUUUGUUCACAUACAAUGCCUUCACCGCUCUUAUACUGUGUAGUGGCUUACCCUGGUACAUAGCAUUGCUUUGCCUGUUUUAUAGGUAUGUUAAACCAAUCUGUCUUUUUUAAAGGGCACAGUAUAGACCUAUUAGGAUUCAAAUGAAGGGGAAGAAGUGAAAUAUUUAUUCUCUGGACAAUAAAUAAAAUAUUACCAAAAA